Pteronotus mesoamericanus is the source of this 2923-nucleotide messenger RNA. RefSeq names its product two pore segment channel 2 (gene TPCN2). The record is from RefSeq and is a predicted model, not a curated record. Gene Ontology annotation, molecular function: intracellularly phosphatidylinositol-3,5-bisphosphate-gated monatomic cation channel activity; voltage-gated channel activity; ligand-gated sodium channel activity. Gene Ontology annotation, cellular component: lysosomal membrane. The transcript has 25 exons. Lineage: Eukaryota; Metazoa; Chordata; Mammalia; Chiroptera; Mormoopidae. Bases 57 to 2291 code for a protein of 744 amino acids. Gene Ontology annotation, biological process: endocytosis involved in viral entry into host cell; calcium-mediated signaling; transmembrane transport.
GCUCGGCGCUCUAGUUUUGAGCUUCUCCGAGGGUCCCGGCGGCGAGCGGAGACCUCAUGGCGGAGUCGGAACCCCUUCUGAGCCGGGUCCGCGGCGGCAGAGGGCGCGACUGCCCGGCAGGCUCACCCGCUUGCCGCAGCGUCCAAGUCGGCCCUGGGCCCACGACGGGAAGGGACCUGUGCUUGGACCAGGCUGUGGUCUUUAUCGAAGACGCGAUCCAGUAUCGCUCCAUUAACCACCGCAUGGACGCCGGGUCGAUGUGGCUCUACCGCUGGUAUUACUCGGACACGUGCCAAUGGAUUCUGAGCUUCGUCAUUUUCUUGAUCCUGUCUCUGGCUUUUAUUGAAACCCCUUCCUCGCUCACCCGCACCUCGGACGUCCGCUAUCGCUCGGAGCCCUGGGACCCCCCCUGUGGCCUGACAGAGAGCAUCGAGGGCCUUUGCCUGCUGGUCUUCGUGGCCGACCUGUCCGUGAAGAGCUACCUGGUAGGGUGGACCCAGUUCCGGAGGAGUCUCUGGCUGCUGGCCUACCUUGUGGUGCUGGCUGUGUCUCUCGUGGACUGGACGGUGUCGCUGGGUCUCGUGUGCCAGGAGCCCCUGCGGCUCCGGCGGCUCCUGCGGCCCUUCUUCCUGCUGCAGAACUCCUCCAUGAUGAAGAAGAUGCUCAAGUGCAUCCGGUGGUCGCUGCCGGAGAUGGCCAGCGUCGUGCUGCUGCUGGCUCUGCACCUGUGCGUCUUCACCAUGCUCGGGAUGCUGCUCUUCACCGGCGAGAAGCAGGACGAUGGGGAGGACAGGGAGAGGCUGACCUACUUCCGCAACCUGCCGGAGGCCCUGACCUCGCUGCUGGUGCUGCUGACCACUGCCAACAACCCCGACGUGAUGGUUCCCGCGUAUUCCAAGAACCGGGCCUACGCCAUCUUCUUCAUAGUGUUCACCCUGAUCGGAAGCUUGUUUCUGAUGAACCUGCUGACGGCCAUCAUCUACAACCAGUUCCGGGGCUACCUGCUGAAAUCUGUCCAGGCCUCGCUGUUCCGGAAGCGGCUGGGGACCCGGGCCGCCUAUGAGGUCCUCUCCACAACAGCGGAGGGAGGAGUCGGGGUGAAGGCCCAGGCCCUCCUGCAGGUGCUGCAGCGGGUCCAGGUGGACAACACCCGGAAGCAUGCCGUCAUGCAGAGGGUGCGCUCCUAUGGCAGUGGCCUGCUGUCAGCCGACGAGUUCCAGAAACUCUUCAACGAGUUUGACAAAAGGGUGACUAAAGAGCACCCGCCGCGGCCCGAGUACCAGUCCCCGUUUCUGCAGAGCGCCCAGUUCCUCUUCGGCCACUGCUACUUUGACUACCUGGGGAACUUCAUUGUCCUUGUGAACCUCGUGUCCAUCUGUGUGUUUCUGGUGAUAGACGCGGACGUGCUGCCCCGUGACCGCGAUGACUUCAUCCUGGGGAUUCUCAACUGCGUCUUCGUCCUCUACUACCUGGCGGAGAUGCUGCUCAAGGUGUUUGCGCUGGGCCUGCUGGGGUACCUGUCCUACCCCAGCAACGUGUUCGACGGCCUCCUCACCAUCAUCCUGCUGGUUUUGGAGAUUUCAACUCUGGCUGUGUACCGAUUCCCACACCCAGGCUGGAAGCCGGAGAUGAAGGGCCUGCUGUCGCUGUGGGACAUGGUGCGUCUGGUGAACAUGCUCAUUGUGUUCCGGUUCCUGCGCAUCGUCCCCAGCAUGAAGCUGAUGGCCGUGGUGGCCAGCACCAUCCUGGACCUCAUCAGGAACAUGCGGGCUUUCGGCGGGAUCCUGGUGGUGGUGUACUACGUCUUCGCCAUCAUCGGCCUGAACAUGUUCCGGGGCGUCAUCUUGGCUCCCCCCGGGAACGGCAGCCUGGCCCCCGGCAACGGCUCGGUGACCUGCGGGAGCUACGAGCAGCUGGAGUACUGGGCCAACAACUUUGACGACUUUGCGGCCGCCCUGGUCACGCUGUGGGACGUCAUGGUGGUGAACAACUGGCAGGUGUUCCUGGACGCCUAUCAGCGCUACGCAGGCCCGUGGUCGAAGAUCUAUUUCGUGCUGUGGUGGCUGGUGUCGUCUGUCAUCUGGGUCAACCUGUUUCUGGCUCUGAUUCUGGAGAACUUCCUUCACAAGUGGGACCGCCGAGGUCACCUGCAGUCCCUCUCCGGGGACCUGGAGGCCACCUACGAGAUAAGCACCGUGGACCUCUUGUUCAGGGAGGUCCUGGAGGAGCCGACGGAAGAGGAGCUGAUGGAGAAGCUGAAACAUCAUCCCCACCUGCAGCUGUGCAGGUGACGUCCAGGUGCGCCUUCCCCGCAGGGGCGGCGGAUGGCGGAGCUGCCUGGGGGCCGACGCCGGUCCUGGGGAGAGGCGUGCGGUGGCCCGAAGGAGAGACUUGCCCUUGGACGAGCCCCUCCGCUCACCUGAGGCUGCGACAGAGCCGGGGCCCUGCCCUGCACGCCGCCCCGUGGACCUGCCGGCAGCCCCGUCCACAGCGUCUCGGGAUGGCCAGCGCUUGGGGCAGCGCCCAGACCAUGUCACUGCGCCGUGCGCGCGGCUUUUACUUGUCUGAACUCGGAGAGAGGGCGACUCCGCGGGGACCUUCACGACGGCCCAGCGAGCAAGGAGCAGCAGCCCCCUCGUGCCCUGCAGUGUCUGCGGUGCCUUCGCUGCCGGUGGCCAUCAGGGACUGGGGCCCCGCGGGGCCCACGCAGGCCCCCGGCAGCUUUUCCAGGCCUUCGAGCUCGGGGUCCUGGCGGUUUCAUGGGAAGUGAGUCCCGACUGUUUACCACUGAAUGGCUUGUGUGAGCGUGAUCAGGUGUGCCUCCUUUCGGGUCAGAUGCCACUACCGGUGAGUCUGCGGAGAAGGAGCUUGUCGCCCCUGCCUCGACGCAGCGCCGGGCCGGCGUCUCCCGGGCCAGCUCCCG